UCAUGACCCACCCGCGCGCAUGGGAGCAGCGGGGGGAGGGCUCCGGGAGGCGCGGGGCGGUCUCGGGGCUGCGCGCUCGCCCCAGGAGUAGGAGCAGCAGCAGGAGGAGGAGGAGCUGGCGCAGCGGCCACCAGCGCCCAGAACACCUUCUCGGCGCCUGGACUCAGAAGCGAAUAAUCCUGGGUGGCCCGCGGAGGAGCCGUGACCGAGCGGGAGGAGCCGACCCGACUGCGGGAGUGACGGAUCGCUCGCGAUGUCCGCCUCGGGCUGCGCCCUGCGCUGCGCACUUGCGGCCCGGCGCCGGCGCUGAGCUCUGCGAUGCGAGCCGCUGCCUGUCCAGCCCGUGCUCUGGCGAGGAAACUCACUUCAAAAGCAGCUGCACCGAGGGGGAGAUUAAAGCCUUUGCCGCCUUCCAAUCAAAUGGGAGCCCGAGAAUCGAUGGGAUUUCUCUGGCUGAGGUUUGCGUGGCCUGUAUCAGAAGUCCAGCUCGCAGGCAUCCUGCAGGAAAACGCUCUCGGUUCGCAUAUACGAAGAUGCAUCAGCCCACCCCAUCACGGGACGACGUGGCUCCUCAUGCUUGGGCUGCUGCAGGUCUGGCCCCCAAGCAUGGACUAUCGGCAUCCGCAGGCCUAGAGGUCUCUCGCUGUCCUAUAGUGCCAGGCCACCCCCACCCCCACCCCGCGGAUGCUUGGGGAACCCGCGGGACCGAGUCCGCCCGCAGCGAAAACUGAAAGCAAAUUUUGCAGUAGAUGAAGACAGAACUUUCUUCCAUGCAAGUUUGCAGUGCAGAGUCGGUGACGGCUUCGGGAGCACCCGGUGCUACUCUGCGAGCGCGGUGGGGUAGUGGAUGGAAAGGGCACCGGGAGCCAGAGCCUGGCCAAGCAAAACGCUAGGGAGGGGCCUGGAGGGGGGGCUUCACUUCCUGAUU
Messenger RNA from Condylura cristata (star-nosed mole), 928 nucleotides. RefSeq lists its product as uncharacterized. The record is from RefSeq and is a predicted model, not a curated record. Bases 3 to 731 code for a protein of 242 amino acids. The transcript has 2 exons. Lineage: Eukaryota; Metazoa; Chordata; Mammalia; Eulipotyphla; Talpidae.